Oncorhynchus tshawytscha (Chinook salmon) is the source of this 1847-nucleotide messenger RNA. RefSeq names its product neurofilament heavy polypeptide-like. The transcript has 2 exons. The record is from RefSeq and is a predicted model, not a curated record. Lineage: Eukaryota; Metazoa; Chordata; Actinopteri; Salmoniformes; Salmonidae. The coding region runs from base 849 to 1847 and encodes 332 amino acids.
UCCAACGCUUUAACCACUAGGCUACCCUGCCGCCCCAACUACUAACUUCAGUGUCUAUAUUGUCAUCCACCUGAACUCAACCCUGUUGAUGCUGUCCUCUAUUGCUGGUCUCUAUUGAAGCUGGGUUGUGUUCAUUUGAGCACACACCAUAACGAAAUGUGUUGCAAAACUAAACAGUCAUUUGAUAUUGAACAAGUUCAGAUAGUUUUCUACCUCCUGUUUCACUGUGUUUUCUUCUGUAUUGAGCUUCUAAACACGACCCUGUCCGUUAUUGACUUCUUCUCUGUCCGUCUCUGUAGUGGUCUGUUGUUGUUGUUGUAUUGACCAUGUUGUCCUCUGUUCUUAUUUACCCCAGUGGCCUGUUGUUGUUGUUGUUGUUGUUGUAUUGACCAUGUUGUCCUCUGUUCUUAUUUACCCCAGUGGUCUGUUGUUGUUGUUGUUGUUGUUGUAUUGACCAUGUUGUCCUCUGUUCUUAUUUCCCCCAGUGGUCUGUUGUUGUUGUUGUUGUUGUAUUGACCAUGUUGUCCUCUGUUCUUAUUUCCCCCAGUGGUCUGUUGUUGUUGUCCUCUGUUUGUAUUGACCAUGUUGUCCUCUGUUCUUAUUUCCCCCAGUGGUCUGUUGUUGUUGUUGUUGUUGUAUUGACCAUGUUGUCCUCUGUUCUUAUUUCCCCCAGUGGUCUGUUGUUGUUGUUGUUGUUGUUGUUGUUGUUGUUGUUGUAUUGACCAUGUUGUCCUCUGUUCUUAUUUCCCCCAGUGGUCUGUUGUUGUUGUUGUAUUGACCAUGUUGUCCUCUGUUCUUAUUUCCCCCAGUGGUCUGUUGUUGUUGUUGUUGUUGUUGUUGUAUUGACCAUGUUGUCCUCUGUUCUUAUUUCCCCCAGUGGUCUGGCUGUGUUGGGCCGGGCUGGGAGGUGGUGGUGGUGGUCUCUGGGUGCUGGUCUAGGUGGAGAGGCAGAGGCAGGAGGAGCCUGCAGUGAAGGAGUGACUGUGGGUGUUGAGGUGGUGCCCGUGCCAGGCCAUGCCUGGGGGCCAGAGAGGGCAGAGGAGAUAGCAGCUGAGCUGCUCUCCCUAGAGACACUGGUAGGAGGCAGCCUCAGCAAUGGCAACAGACCCAGAAACAGAGAACCCAGUCCAGUAGGAAGCCACUCCCCUCUACAUACAAAGAACCCAGUCCAGGAGGAAGCCACUCCCCCUCUACAUACAAAGAACCCAGUCCAGGAGGAAGCCACUCCCCCUCUACAUACAGAGAACCCAGUCCAGGAGGAAGCCACUCCCCCUCUACAUACAGAGAACCCAGUCCAGGAGGAAGCCACUCCCCCUCUACAUACAAAGAACCCAGUCCAGGAGGAAGCCACUCCCCCUCUACAUACAGAGAACCCAGUCCAGGAGGAAGCCACUCCCCCUCUACAUACAAAGAACCCAGUCCAGGAGGAAGCCACUCCCCCUCUACAUACAGAGAACCCAGUCCAGGAGGAAGCCACUCCCCCUCUACAUACAAAGAACCCAGUCCAGGAGGAAGCCACUCCCCCUCUACAUACAGAGAACCCAGUCCAGGAGGAAGCCACUCCCCUCUACAUACAAAGAACCCAGUCCAGGAGGAAGCCACUCCCCCUCUACAUACAGAGAACCCCAGUCCAGUCCAGGAGGAAGCCACUCCCCCUCUACAUACAGAGAACCCAGUCCAGGAGGAAGCCACUCCCCCUCUACAUACAGAGAACCCAGUCCAGGAGGAAGCCACUCCCCCUCUACAUACAGAGAACCCAGUCCAGGAGGAAGCCACUCCCCCUCUACAUACAGAGAACCCAGUCCAGGAGGAAGCCACUCCCCCUCCUCUGGUGUAGAGUUCCAUGA